Eurypyga helias (sunbittern) is the source of this 594-nucleotide messenger RNA. RefSeq names its product regulator of calcineurin 2 (gene RCAN2). NCBI's taxonomy places the organism in Eukaryota, Metazoa, Chordata, Aves, Eurypygiformes, Eurypygidae. Bases 1 to 594 code for a protein of 197 amino acids. Gene Ontology annotation, molecular function: nucleic acid binding; calcium-dependent protein serine/threonine phosphatase regulator activity. The transcript has 4 exons. Gene Ontology annotation, cellular component: cytoplasm; nucleus. The record is from RefSeq and is a predicted model, not a curated record. Gene Ontology annotation, biological process: calcium-mediated signaling.
AUGCCAGCCCGUAGCAUGGACUGUGAUGUCUCCACUCUGGUUGCCUGUGGGGUUGAUGUGGAGAUUUUUGCCAACCAAGAGGUUAAGGAAAAAUUUGAAGGCUUGUUCCGUGCCUAUGAUGACUGUGUGACAUUCCAGCUGUUUAAAAGCUUCAGGCGUGUGCGGAUAAAUUUUAGUAGUCCCAAAUCAGCUGCUCGUGCCAGAAUAGAGCUGCAUGAAACACAGUUCAGAGGGAAGAAGUUAAAGUUGUAUUUUGCACAGAUUCAGACCUCUGAGACAGAUGGAGACAAGCUUCAUUUGGCACCACCACAGCCUGCAAAACAGUUUCUCAUCUCACCUCCAGCCUCCCCACCUGUAGGGUGGCAACCGAUAGAUGAUGCAACACCCGUCAUCAACUACGAUCUCCUUUAUGCAGUUUCUAAGCUAGGACCAGGAGAGAAAUACGAGCUGCACGCCGGAACAGAGUCCACUCCCAGCGUGGUAGUGCACGUGUGCGACAGCGACAUGGAAGAAGAUGAGGACCCAAAGAAUUCUCCAAAGCCAAAAAUCAUUCAAACUCGACGCCCUGGUCUGCCACCUCCUGUAUCUAACUGA